CAUGACACUUCCCAGGGUUGUCCUCUUCCUAGGACCAUCUCUGGAGGCAAAAUGUUCCUUCCACCUUCCACCUGCUCCCAUCCUGUUCCCCUCUCCCUGGACCACAACACUUUCAAUCCCAAUUAAGUAAAAUUUCCCAGCUGGCCAAGGCAGUUUGGGCGCCCGGUGUGGCAGGGUCACAGGACAAACACCAUGUGCUGGGCCACGCUGAACAGGAGAAACGGUGUUGUUGCCCAGGGAAGGCCUUGGAGGAAUUGACUGGCCCCGAGGUGGUCUUGGCCGCCUCCUCCACCGGCGCCUCGGGCCAGCAGCUUGGAGAAGAGGCAGCGGAACCCGCUCACAGUGGUGACCGCUGGCUCUGAGGUGAGAACCCAAAGGCCACCUGGCAGAUUCCUGCCACAGAGCCCAGGGAGGCACAUUGGCAACAAGCUCAGAGCUCUCCAUCCAGUCUCGGCAGCAUGAGAAAGAGCGUCCCGGAAGAAGCGCGCGGGGGCGGGGAGCUGGACGGUGGCCCAGGUGAGCACAGUGAGGUGGUUGCCAUUGAGGUGCAGAACGAGGGGCCCAAGAGGUCUGGAAGACGCCCUCCUCCACGAAGGCGAUACUGUUGCAAUCCAGGUAGAGCAGCAAACCAGAUAGACGGACGAGUUGCCACCCAGGUUGAGCCUGGGGAGGUUGUGCAGCAGCUGAAGGCAUCCGGUUGUCCUUAAGGAGUAGGUGCUUCCUGGCACCACAGUUGGGGAGGGGGAGUGUUUGCAGGGAGCCGGAGGCCACCGCGCGUGGGUCAGGUAACCCAUCACUUGUGUCAUUCUUUUCAUUAUACUAAUAAGUAAGUCACUAGGUCCAGCCCACACUCAAGGGUUUGAAACCAGGAGAUGGGAUUAUUCGGGAAAUUCUUACAAGUCAAACUUAAUUUAAAAGUAAUGUUUUAUAUGUAAUAAUACAGAAUGACCACGUAUAGUAUCUGUUAUUAGAAGACGUUCCCGCUGCGGCGUCCGUGGGCUCCGCGGAGGUGCCGGGCUCAGGCUGCCCCACCGCCCGAGCUCCAGUGCCGGCGGCCGGCAGCAGCCGAGGCGCGUGGGCAGCCGCUCGGCUCGUUGGGACGUUCCGCUUCUCCGGGCCUCUGCCCGGCGGCUGCGGAGGCCUCGGUGCCGCCCGCCUCCUGUGCCCGAGGCGGGGGUGCCCGCACGGCCAGGGCGCUGGUCCACCGUGGGGUCCAGUGACGUGCGCCGCGGGUCCCACUCCUCAUUUGUGCGGUGGCGGGGCCGGGUGUCUCCUUGAGCUUCAGACCCAAGGAAUUGACCCCGAGAGAAGUUGUGAGUGUGUCGGAGACGCACGGUAUCCCGGUCGGGGUGGCCUUCGUGGAGCCGAGAGGGGAGAAGUACGAUGGCGCUUUCCCUGUGAUGUUGCUGGCAUGGAGGGAUGGAUGGCACGUUCUGGGGACGGAGGCUUGGGUGGAGUGAGGACUCAGCUCCCUGCCUCCACGAGGACAUUGGGCUGGAGGCACCCGUCUUCUCUCCAGCGUCUAAGAUUUCAAAACCCGUGGCUCAGUAAGUAGGGCACCCCCGGCUCGGGACCAUGCCAGCCCACGAGCUGCUCCGGUAUUUUCGGAUACCGGAGCUGGCCGAAUUCCGACAGUACGUCCGCGCGCUCCCAGCCAACUCGCUCACGGGCUUGGACGCGUUCACCGCUUUCACCAUCCUGUGGUUUGCCAUGAGGCCCAGGGCGCCCUCGCCACCGCGCGCCCUCGCCAUGCAGUCGGUGGAGGUGGCGGGCAGCGGCGGCGCGCGGCGCUCCGCGCUCCUGGACAGCGACGAGCUCAUGGUGUACCUGUACGAGGACGUCAGGACCGUGUACCAAGCUUUCCAGAGGGGCGUCCGCCUGUCCAAUAACGGCCCUUGUCUGGGCUCCCGGCAGCCGGACGGGCCCUAUGAAUGGCUCUCCUACCAGCAAGUGGCGGAGAUGUCUGAGUGCAUGGGCUCGGCCCUGAUCCAGAUGGGCUUCGGGGCGGCACCGGACCAGAACAUCGGCAUCUUCUCCCAGAACAGGCCCGAGUGGGUAGUCAUCGAGCUCGGAUGCUUUGCUUACUCCAUGGUGGCCGUCCCCCUCUAUGACACCCUGGGAAUCGAAGCCGUCACUCACAUCGUCAACACUGCGGAGCUCUCCCUGGUGUUCGUGGACAAGCCCGAGAAGGCCAGCCUGCUGCUGGAAGGGGUAGAAAACAAGUCGACCCCGGGCCUCAGAACCGUCGUGGUCAUGGACUCCUACGGCAGCGACCUGUCGGCACGCGGCGAGAGGUGCGGGGUGGAGAUCGUCAGCAUGAAGGCCUUGGGGGACCUGGGCAGAGCCCACAGAAAGACGCCCCAGCCGCCCGCACCUGAAGACCUGGCAGUCAUUUGUUUCACAAGUGGGACCACCGGCCACCCCAAGGGGGCCAUGAUCACCCAUCGCAACAUGGUGAGCGACUUCUCCGCGUUUCUGAAAGUGACCGAGGAGGACAUUCACCUGAACGUCAGUGACACGCACUUUUCGUUUUUACCGCUUGCACACAUGUACGAGCUGCUCUUGCAGAGUGCGAUCCUGUGCCACGGAGCAAGAAUAGGCUUUUUCCAAGGAGACCUCAAGCUGCUUAUGGAUGACCUCAAAGUGCUUCAGCCCACCAUCUUUCUGGUGGUCCCGAGGCUGCUGAACCAGAUGUUCGACAAAAUUCGGGGGCAGGCCAACACCACCCUGAAGCGGUUGCUACUGGACUUCGCCUCCAAGAGGAAACAAACCGAGCUUCGCAAUGGCGUCAUUAGAAACGACAGCCUGUGGGACAAACUGAUCUUCCGCAAAAUACAGUCCAACCUGGGAGGGAAGGUCCGGCUGAUGAUCACCGGGGCUGCGCCCGUGUCAGACACGGUGCUGAUGUUUAUGCGAGCGGCGCUGGGCUGUCAUUUCUACGAAGGCUAUGGGCAGACUGAGGGCACAGCCUGCUGCUCGAUGACCAUUCCCGGAGAGUGGACCGCAGGCCAUGUCGGUGCCCCACUGCCUUGCAAUCUGAUAAAACUCAUCGAUGUGAAAGAGAUGAACUACCUGGCUGCCAACGGUGAGGGCGAGGUGUGUGUGAAAGGCUCAAAUGUAUUUCAAGGCUACCUGAAGGACCCGGUGAAGACAGCGGAAGCUCUGGACAAAGGGGGCUGGUUGCACACAGGGGACAUCGGGAAAUGGUUACCGAAUGGGGCCUUGAAGAUCAUCGACAAGAAGCAGCAUAUAUUUAAACUGGCACAAGGAGAAUACAUAGCACCCGAAAAGAUCGAGACUAUCUAUGUACAGAGCGAACCCGUUGCUCAGGUGUUCGUCCAUGGAGACAGCUUGAAGGCAUUUCUCGUAGCGAUCGUGGUCCCUGACGUGGAGACGCUGGGCCUCUGGGCAGGGAAUCGAGGCCUGGUGGGAUCCUUCGAGGAACUGUGCCGCAGCAAGGAUGUCAAGAAAGCCAUCUUAGAGGAUUUGGUGAGGCUGGGGAAGGACUCUGGCCUGAAGCCAUUCGAGCAGGUCAAAGGCAUCGCUCUCCACCCUGAACUGUUCUCUAUCGAAAACGGCCUUCUGACCCCGACAAUGAAGGCAAAAAGGCCACAACUUCAGAAUUAUUUCAAGUCACAGAUAGAGGAACUUUAUUCCACCACCAAAGUUUAAGCGAGGAGGAACGGUCAGAAGAAACCACACACCUCCACGAUCUUCUUCUCCUGGUGGCUUUCACGUUGGCGAUUUGACUACACGAGCAUAGGGAAGGGCCCCCUUGUUUGACUUGGGCAUUGGGCUCUUGUCAUAGGAAUAUUAGAGGAAGUGGGACUCUGCCUUGCAGUCACCUCGCAUGGCAGAUCAUGUACCCAUGUGGUGAUAUACCAUUUCCAAAACGAGCCUUCACAAUAGUCAAGGGAAACUAUACAUGUGCUAAGUUAUUCGUGACUUCCUUCAUUCAGAAGGCGGAUGUGGAACUUCUGUCUCCCUGUUUUUCUAACCAAGGGACUAGGACUUGCUAUUUCUGAAUGUCUGCUGCUUGCUGCAAACUCUGUAGUCAUUGGCUGCUCAGAAGAAUACCUGCACUGGAAGGAAACUGUUCCUUAUGAACAACCGACCCCGCUGGAGAAUGUCACAAGUGGACUAGAGAUUUUUUUAUUCCUGUCAGCUCCCCUUCCCCACCCCUUUACACAUGCUCAUGUCCCCUUGGAUGAAGGCUUCUGAAACGCCUGCUCUUCCCCCCCAUUCCCUUAUUGUUCCUUUUGGAGCCGAAGUUUCCCAGGAGAGUGCAGAACAGAACGACUCAGGACAGUAAAGAUACUGAGUCCCAGACACGGGGCCACUCUCAGGGUGAAUGGAUUCUGGUACCCACGAAGCAGAGUGCUCUCAGGGCCUCCUCUCCAGACUCUCCCUCCCUCUGUCCCCGGGGUUAUGAGAAAAUCUGCCUUACACUUGACAGUGAAGACAAGCAUGUCAAGAAAGAAAGAAUCACCUGGCAAGACCAUGCUCAAGUGUGAAGCCUAAGUAACUGUCCACUUUAUCUCCACUGAACAUCCUUCUGUUUGUGAUGGCCAGUGCUGGCUUUUAAUGUGGUUUCCAUAUCAGAAGUUCACAUUGUGAUUAACUGGCUUUUCCCCAGAAUAAAUUCUCAGGCAAGGCGUGUCUACGAGGCUUUAAGGAAGUGCAUAGACGUGGGUACUAAUGGCAAUGGAUGGUAAUAAACUUGCUCUCCUACCAUAAUGCUUCCUGGCUCCUGUGAAAUGUUUCCGCAAGCCAAAUUCUCAGGGAUGGAAGUCUGAACACUCAUUUCCUGGGAGUCACUCCUCCCAGGAUUUCUUUAAUUUGCUAAUUUCACUAACCGAAAGCCUUUGCCACGUGUGACUGGAGUAAGUUGUCAUUAUGGGUGUGAGUACACAUGUCGCACAGCACAGGGGGUUGCACUCAAGUCGUCAUCAUAGCCUAAUCUGUGUGUGUGUUCUUCACUGCACAAAAAGUCAAUCACUUGUCACAUUGGGGUUUUUGAGUGUUUGCUUUACGUAAGUGUUGGCUAUUUCUAUGUUUUAUAAGCCAAAACAGAAUUUCCAAAAACAAUGAAGGAAACAAAAAUAAAUAUUUCUACAUUUGAAAAAGAAAGAAAGAAAGACGGCUCAUGCACUAAAACUCUCAUCUUUUGGUUAAUGCCUAAAAUUCCAGAGAGCCAAUCCUUGAUUUAAGGGUUUAAUUUGUAAAAUAUAGACUAUCAGACUAUCAAGGUAGAGUUUCUCUUUGGGACUGAGUAAUAACUACUAUAUUUUUAAAAAUAUAUUUUAUUGAUUUUUUUUACAGAGAGGAGGGGAAAGGGAUAAA
This is a messenger RNA of Myotis myotis, 5343 nucleotides long. RefSeq names its product long-chain-fatty-acid--CoA ligase 1-like. Gene Ontology annotation, biological process: very long-chain fatty acid metabolic process; long-chain fatty acid metabolic process; long-chain fatty-acyl-CoA biosynthetic process. NCBI's taxonomy places the organism in Eukaryota, Metazoa, Chordata, Mammalia, Chiroptera, Vespertilionidae. Gene Ontology annotation, cellular component: membrane; endoplasmic reticulum. Bases 1576 to 3672 code for a protein of 698 amino acids. Gene Ontology annotation, molecular function: arachidonate-CoA ligase activity. The transcript has a single exon. The record is from RefSeq and is a predicted model, not a curated record.